This is a messenger RNA of Ctenopharyngodon idella (grass carp), 1603 nucleotides long. RefSeq names its product H-2 class I histocompatibility antigen, Q10 alpha chain-like. Gene Ontology annotation, cellular component: external side of plasma membrane. Lineage: Eukaryota; Metazoa; Chordata; Actinopteri; Cypriniformes; Xenocyprididae. The record is from RefSeq and is a predicted model, not a curated record. Gene Ontology annotation, biological process: immune response. The coding region runs from base 389 to 1459 and encodes 356 amino acids. The transcript is spliced from 6 exons.
GUCUGUAGUGGUUUAACGGAGAGGGAUUAAAUGUUUUUUAUUUUUUUAAUUGUACUAAAUAAAUGUGAAAAUGGCAGACCUGAUUUAUAGCAUAUAGCAACUACGCCCAGGGGUUACAAGUUCAGUACAAAGUUUCUUUAUUGCAGUAAACAACUGCACUUUGAAGUGUGUUUUUGAAGUCUGUCCCGUGACAGUGCAACUUUCACACAGCUUUUACAAACCUCAGUUAUUUUUUUUGUUUGUUUAGUUUUAGUUUUGUUUUUUAAAGAUCACUGCAGUGCGCAUGUCUCUUUCAGACCAGAAUUCAGGAGAUGCGCUUCUCAUUUAAACAUUUCAAAUAGGCUAGAUUUCCUAUAACCAUGAAAUAGUAUACAUAAGGCUUUCAGUCAUGUACAUGAGUGUCACGAUGAAGAUCUUCGCUCUGCUCUGUGUUUUUCUUCUUUAUGGGACUUUGCCUUCAAUUCAAGCAGAGAAUCACUCGCUGUAUUACAUUUACACAGCCUUGUCUAAACCUGUGAAUCUGUCGGGCAUCUAUGAAUUCACUGCUAUGGGUCUGCUGGACGACAUACAGAUCGACUAUUACAAUAGUAAAGAAAAGAGAAAGAUUCCCACACAGCCCUGGAUGAAAGAAAAAAUGCAGGAGGAUUACUGGGAAAAAGGCACUCAGUCCAGAAAGAGUAAAGAACAAUGGUUUAAUGUGAGCAUCCACAUUAUCAUGGACCGCAUGAGACACAAUAAAUCAGAUCUUCAUGUUCUUCAGUGGAGACACGGUUGUGAAGUUGAGCAGCAGGGAGAUGAAGUGAAGUUUCUCAAAGGCAUUUCUGAGUACGGCUAUGAUGGAGAAAACUUCUUGUCUUUUGAUAUUAAAGAGUCUCAAUGGGUCGCUCCAGUUGAUGCAGCUCUACCAACCAAGAGAAAAUGGGACAAUGUGCCGAUCCUAAACCAAUACACCAAAGGAUACCUGGAGAAAGAGUGUGUGGACUGGCUCAACAAAUUCAGAGAAUAUGGAGACGAGGAGCUCAGAAACGGCUCUCCUCCAGAUGUCCAUGUGUUUAAACAGAAGAAUACCAGUGACAAAACCAAGCUGAAACUCACCUGUCUGGCCACUGGCUUCUACCCCAAAGACGUGAUCUUGACCAUUAGGAAAAAUCACACAUCUCUGCCUGAAGAUGAGAUUGAAUCCACAGGAAUCAGACCAAACCAUGAUGGAUCCUUCCAGAUGAGGAAGAGUGUGGAGAUCAAGGGGAAGGAUAAAGAUGAAUAUGAUUGUUUUGUGUCCCACAAGAGCAUCAAAGAACCAAUUAUCAUCAAACUGACUGCUAAAUCACUGAAUGCAACUAAUGCUGAAGAACUGCAAGAAUAUGAUGGACAAGAGAGUUCAGCUGAAACACCAGACAUCAGGGCGACUGUUUUCAUAUUUUAUCUCUCUCUCAUAUUUCAUCUAAUCUGGAUAUUUUGAUUUGAUUUGCUCAAGAAACCGACAUUUUAGACUAAGUACAAAAAAAUAAAGAUCUUUUAAUUUGAAAAGAGUUGAUUUUCCAGACUCAAAUUGAAUGUUAUGAAUAUAAUGACAUUUUCAGCCAUUAAAAAUUAAUUAUUCAAA